AUAUUGGGUCUAAAAUUGGCCACUGAAAAUACCUAUCAUGAGUAAGAAUUGAAUUGUAGAAAGUUACCUCCUCCAGUUGGCUAAAAAACAUCAAAUCAAAACAUAAUAGGCCUAUUAUACAUAUUGUGGGCCCUCUUUAGAUAAGGGAACUUUAAAUUAUCAACUUUUUUCAACAGCCUUCUUGAGUAAUUUAUCCUAAUCCAAUUCACACGGAAAGAAACCGUAUAUUUGUAUUUCAUUCUAGUAAAAGUUAACCUGUUGAAUAAGGACAGGCACCACACACAUGCCUACAUACAUUUUCGCGCGCUUGUAUUGUCACGGUCAACUCUCGGCAGGGAACUAUCUUGACUCGCAUCGACACUCUUUGGCAGUAGCCGUGGGAGCGCUGUAAUUGGCGGCCGUGGAAGCGAAAGGAAGUAUUUAGUUCACUGCGAGGUUUCAUUGGAAGAGAAAGUCGAAGAUUAUUCAGAGUAGUGUUUAUCAUCAAGUAGUAGUCUAUUUUAUUUUUUACCCCACUAGAAAAAGCACAACUCUUUGACAAUGUCUUUUAACAAGGGUCCUGCCUUCGGAUUAUCAGCGGAAAUCAAAAACAAGAUCGCCCAGAAGUACGACACUCAGAAAGAGGAGGAGCUCAGGGAUUGGAUUGAAGACGAAACCGGCGCUUCCAUCGGCCCAGACUUCCAGAAAGGCCUGAAGAAUGGAAUCAUUUUGUGCACCCUUAUGAACAAACUUUCCCCAGGCUCUGUGAAAAAGAUCAACCAGUCGACACUAAACUGGCAUCAGCUGGAGAACUUGACGACCUUCAUCAAAGCCACCACAGUGUUUGGUCUGAAGCCUCAUGACAUCUUCGAAGCCAACGACCUGUUUGAGAAUGGCAACAUGACGCAGGUCCAGUCAACGCUGCUCGCACUCGCUAGCAUGGCCAAGACCAAGGGCUGCACCACACGGGUGGAUAUCGGGGUGAAGUACGCUGACAAGCAGGAGAGGAUGUUUGAUGAUGCGAAGAUGAAGGCAGGACAGUGCGUCAUCGGCCUACAGAUGGGGACCAACAAGUGUGCCAGUCAAGCAGGUAUGAACGCAUACGGCACCAGGAGGCACUUAUAUGACCCCAAAGCUCAAAUCCAGCUCCCCAUGGACAACACAACCAUCAGCCUGCAAAUGGGAACCAACAAGGGCGCAAGCCAGGCUGGGAUGACGGCUCCAGGGACAAGGCGUGCCAUCUACGACCAGAAGAUGGGCACAGACAAGUGUGACAACAGCACCAUGUCCCUACAGAUGGGCUACAGCCAGGGAGCCAACCAGAGCGGCCAGAACUUUGGCCUGGGACGACAGAUCUAUGACGCCAAGUACUGUCCUAAAGCUGGAGAGGUUGCAGAUGAGCAAAACGGAGCAGCCGUCGCCCGUGAAUUCAUCCCAGAUUUGCAAGAUGAGGGUUACCAGGGUUACCAGGAAGAGGAGCAGGUAUACAAAGAAGAUGGGACAGAUUAAUAGAAGGAAGGACGGGAAAGAGAUUGUCGAGAGGCAGAAACCCUCAAGUCUCACAGGAUGUCGCACCUUUUUUCUUUUUUAGGUCAUAUCCUUUUUAGUAUUGUAUGAAAUAGUUUUCUUACCCCUAUUUGUGCGAAAACCAAUGUUACACAUAUCAUGAUGAACUGUAUUUCUGUGAUUUUUGUAUUUAAAGUGACCACCAAAGCCUGUCUUUUUGGCUUGGUUAGUUUUUCUAUCCCAGGGAUUCUUUGUUUUUUUUUCACGUGCCAAAGUCCUACUUUUUUUCUUUUUCUGUUUUUUGCUGACUCAUUUAGUUGCAUUAAGGGAGAUUAGUAGGCUUAUGUAACGGCAACAUGAAACUAAAAGUGAAACAUUAUGGAGUUUUUUUUUUUUUUUUUAAAGAGUGCAUCAUGUUUUGAUCAAAACGCCCUGCUUGUGUUAUCUGUAAUCACGGCAUCUGUAUGAACAUGAUUCCUGUGAAUGAGAACUUUCAUUGUUUGUUACUUCAGCUUUGUCUUCAUCCCCUCAGAAUUAAACAUUUUUGGUUGUUGAAACAGAUGAGGGAACAAUACAUUUUUUUUAAAGAACAAAGUAGUCUUUUCAUGAUCUGUCUUUUCUGCCAGUCAUUUAACUUUUUUAUUUUUUGUAAUGGAGGAAAUAUUUCCUUGUUUGCAUAACUAGUCCAACUGGAGCUACUGUUUUGUUUUCUUUGGAUUAAAGAUGGUGGGGGAGGUUUUUCACAUUCCAAGCAAGAAUACUGGAUUAUUUUGUGUCAGUAAUGUGCUAGGGGUUGAUAUGUAAAGCAAUUACAUUUGAUCAUUUUAGAUUAUUAUUUAUGCAUCUUUGAAUGGGUUUUGUACCUUGACUCUGAAUAACAUUUGGUAUUUGCUUAUGUAUAUAUAUUUUUUUCCUCCUGAUCAAUCUUUAUGACAGUGGAAAAAUGUGAAUUGAGGAAUGUUUUUGUGACUGCGGUGUAAUAAAGAUGUGUAUUCAUUA
Molecule: messenger RNA, 2484 nt
Organism: Cottoperca gobio
Lineage: Eukaryota; Metazoa; Chordata; Actinopteri; Perciformes; Bovichtidae
Gene: cnn2
Product: calponin 2
Exons: 7
Coding region: 541-1488 (315 amino acids)
Biological process (GO): actin filament organization; actomyosin structure organization
Cellular component (GO): focal adhesion; actin cytoskeleton
Molecular function (GO): actin filament binding
Source: RefSeq, a predicted model, not a curated record